Molecule: messenger RNA, 798 nt
Organism: Acanthocheilonema viteae
Lineage: Eukaryota; Metazoa; Nematoda; Chromadorea; Rhabditida; Onchocercidae
Source: the annotation of a GenBank genome assembly
AUGUCAGGAGCCAUAAUAAGACUUUCCAAAUAUAAAGACGGAAUUUUAAAAAAUGAUGAACAAAAAAUUAAUUUGGUUUGUCUCGAUCAGACGUACGUAUGUUUUGAUGUGGAACAAUUGACAAAUGCAAAACAAGAAGUGAAAUUAAGACGUUGUAAAAAUAUACAGGAUGAUAUUGUAUGGCGUAUGCGAACAAACGUGCCUACCCGAUAUCUCAUUAAUCCAUCCCGAGGUUUCAUUCAGAACGAUGAACCUGUUACGCUAACAAUCGAAUUGGUAGGAAAUAAAUUUCAUCCCAAACAUAAAUUAACGCUUCAAGCGAUAGCAAUGAUCGAUGGAUGUAAUGAACGAACAAUUUGGAAACAUCAAAAAUUUAACUGCAAUAAAGUACAAGUAAUACGAUUAAAAUUGAGUACAGUUUUGAUGAAUAUCGAAAUGUCCAAAUAUGAGGAAGAAAAUCUUACAACGGAAGCAGAAAACAUAAAAAGUGCUAUUGAGCAGAGCUCAACAACUGGAUUAGCAGGUAUCAAAGAAUUGGAAAAAUUAUUGAAUGAUUUAAAAGAGGAUUUUAAUAAUGUGCGAAAAAAUACUGAACGAACGAAACGUUUAAAAGCAAUCUUAGAGCAAGCAUUAGAUUCACGCAAAUUAUCUUUGAUUGAAUUAAAGCGACAGCUAAUGGAAAGUGAAUUGGAAACGAAAAAAUUGAUGAAAGAACUGGAAGAUAAAGAAGCGGAACUACAAGUUGCGCAGCAAAUGCAAACAAAUAGCAUAGUGCAUCCAACAUGUCGAAUUUCAUAA